Molecule: messenger RNA, 1935 nt
Organism: Eremothecium cymbalariae DBVPG#7215
Lineage: Eukaryota; Fungi; Ascomycota; Saccharomycetes; Saccharomycetales; Saccharomycetaceae
Exons: 1
Coding region: 1-1935 (644 amino acids)
Source: RefSeq, a predicted model, not a curated record
AUGAACGGUAUACAUAAGCCUACCGGCAACGGUACGACACAUAGGAUUCGAGAACAGCUGAACUUUAAGGACAAUAAAAAGUGGAAGCAGUUUUCGAGCAGACGGUUGGAGUUAAUUGACAAAUUCGGGCUGAGUGAGCGGAAGGCUAGUGAACAGGAUGAUAAUAUCCGACAGAUUGCCACUAUUCUGAGGACAGAGUUCGGCUACCCUGUCAGCAGUGCAGCUGAGUUUGAGAAAUUGGUCACUGCUGCCGUCCAAUCAGUGAGGAGGAAUAGGAAGAGGUGCACAAAGACCCGGAGUGGAGGAGCAAGCAAAAGGCAUGGUGGGAACAUUUCUAGCGGUGGUUUAUCUAGCGGUUCUGAUAUGGAAGACAAUUUUUCGAGAAUUUCCUCUCCAAUCCUCACUAGUAAUAACUCUGUGACUUCUACUGCGUCUAGUAGCUUCCAACCUAUACAGUCAAUGUCAACGCUUCCUGUUCUUCAGCCGAAACCCGUCAGAAUUGCUGCAGCCAGAUCCAUGAAGUUGGAACAAUAUACCUCAACAAACGGAGGUAAUAUGACUGUGAAAACUAUUCAUAAACUCAUAAACUAUAACGAAUUGCUCUCCAAUGUGCUUUCUGAUCUUGUACAUAACCAAAUUCCAUUGAAAGAUCAAUCUACAAAUGACAAUAACUCGGAGCUUGCAGAGCUUGCUGUGUUCACUCAACAGAGCAAUCUAUUGUCACUUGCAUUAGCCUCUUCUAAAGAUACCAACAACAGCAACAGCUCCACAUCUUCAGAACAAGAUCAGCAAAAUCAGCGACAUGGUCCAGAGUUUUCUAACAAUGAGACCAUUCAAUACUUCUUGAGAGAGAAGAUCCUGGUUCAUAUUCAAAAAUCCAAAACGUGUACGGAACUCUCAAUGAACAGCCAACUGCCCGAACACUCUAUGAAUUUGUGCAUGCUUGGUGACUCAUGCAUUAGGGCAGCUCUUUCAUUUGUUAUAGAGAGAUUUUUUUCUAAUCUGGAUUCUUCUUCGGUAGAGUACAUUUUCAGCAACUUAACUUCCCUCCAACAAUUGGCAAGCAUUAGUACGAAGCUUUUUGCCUCUUCUACUUCGACUAACAUGAAUAUAUUACCACUGGAGAGCAAACUAACAUUAUUACAAUUGGUCAUUGGUAGCAUUGUUAAAGAUUUUGGCUUCGACCCUUGUAUUUACCCAUUAGGCGAGAUCUUUCACGAUACCAUCCUAAGACAAUAUCCGUUAGCUUGUAAUGCAUCUUCGUCAUCAGAGAAGACCGCAAUUUUAACCACUGUUUCGAUGAAACCUCAGCUAGCAAACCAAGAUAUUAAUCGUAAAGUGUUAUUAAAAUUCCAAGAAAAGGAGCAAAGGUUCACAUUCCCAUUGCUAUCUAACGGUCCGCCAACGAUUUCCGAAAUUUUAGAGAAUUCGCGCCAUCUGUUCCAAAUAUCUUCUAAUUCUGGGAGGUUAGCACUGUAUCACAAAGGCCAUAUUAUUAAAGAUGAUACGAAAUUAGCUACUAUAUUGAACCAAUUCACAUCUGAAGAAACUGUUGUUGAGCUUCGUGAAGUAUCCGACUUGCAGGAGAAAUCAGGCAAUUCGUUUAUUGAUGAUUCAACUUACAAUGGCCUUACAAUUCUAAGUAACGUGUCCACCACUGCGGCAACCACUAAUUCCCAGCAAAGCCCAACAACGAGAGCUACUUCUUCCCCUCUGGUCUCUAACUACACACACACUAAUACUGCAAGUGUUGCAGCCUUGGACAGCAUCAUAAGUAGGAUCUCUUCUCCCGUCGCUAUGAAAACGCAAUCCACAAAUGGCGAGAUCAACGCACCCCCAACUAUACGGAAUAGAUCUCCACAACAAAUUGGUAUGCAUUCAAAGAGUCCAUUCGAUAAGGGUCUUCCACAACCUGUUUUCCAGCCGUUACUAUAA